AUGACCCCAAUCCCGUUUGUGUAUUACAUGAUAAAAGGUGAGAUCAACCAGUGGCUGGGCCAGCAGCACGAGCGAUAUGGCGAGGUUGUACGAGUUAUGCCAAACCAGUUGAGCUACACGGCGGCAGAGGCGCAAAAAGACAUCCACAUGCCAGGUCGCGGCUUCAGGCACGGCUAUGAUAAGGAUCCCAAAUUCUACAUGACCUUUACCGGCAACAAGGAGACGCCAUCCACCUUCACUGCCAACGAAGCCGACCACGAACGACAACGUCGCCUAUUUCAGAGCGCCUUCUCAGACCGCGCGCUCGAGCGGCAAAGUCCGAUCUUGAUCAAGUACGUUAACAUGCUGAUCGACCGGCUACGCGACCGCGCCAUCACAGGCGCGGCAACCAACAUACUAGACCUUUAUAUGUUUAUUACAAUCGACACACAGGCAGACCUGCUUUUCGGUGAGCCGUUCCACCUGACAGAAAACGACAAGUACGAUCCUUGGAUAGCUUCGGUGCUAUACUACAUCCACGUAGGCUCUCAAGUCAUGGCAUUCAUGCAAUUCGUCUCAUUUCGAGUCUUCUGGAAGCCAAUACUCUGGUGCCUACUGGCCGGAAAGCUGGAGUCUCACUACCGCCACACCAGUAUGCGCGUCGACCGCCGACUGGCCAUGAAGACACCACGUGAUGAUAUCAUGAAGUUUGUGCUGGAGGAAGGGGACGCGAAUCCCAAGCGCUGUCUCACUACCAACGAGAUUCAUUCCAAUGCCGCGCACUUUUGGCUUGCCGGCAGCGAGACCACCACCACAACUCUAAGCUCUGUGACCUAUCAUCUUCUGAAAAAUCCUGACGCCUACAAAAAGGUUUGCCAAGAGAUUCGCUCACUCUUCUCGUCCGAGGAAGACAUGACCAUGAAGGCUCUCGGCCAACUUCGCUACGUUGACGCAUGCAUCAAGGAGGGCCAGCGUAUGCACACGCCUGUUCCAUUUCCGUUGCCACGACGGGUGCCACCAGGCGGGGCCACCAUAGCCGGCCGUUUUGUCCCGGCUGGUGUGACUGUCGCCGUGGCCACCCAUGCUGCCCACCGCUGGCCGACCAACUUUACUAUGCCUAACCGCUUCAUCCCGGAGCGCUGGAUGUACGGCACAACCGAGCAUACCCCGUUUGCCAGUGACAAAGCAGACGCCUCGCAACCGUUCUCUCUAGGACCCCGUGGUUGUAUUGGCAAGAACAUGGCCUACUUCCAGAUUAGGCUUAUCAUCGCAAAGAUCUUUUUUAACUUCGACAUGGAGCCAUUGCCUGUGUGUGAGAAUUGGGACAACCAAAAGGUGUAUGGCAUGUGGGAGAAGCCUCCGCUUCUUGUACGAGUCACUCGGCGCAGGGAUAUAGUUGGUCGGGGAGAAAGGACAAUUUUGCAAGACAUGGGAGAGGGUACUUGUGAGCAUGAAGGCUAG
Molecule: messenger RNA, 1440 nt
Organism: Colletotrichum truncatum
Lineage: Eukaryota; Fungi; Ascomycota; Sordariomycetes; Glomerellales; Glomerellaceae
Product: averantin oxidoreductase
Molecular function (GO): monooxygenase activity; heme binding; oxidoreductase activity, acting on paired donors, with incorporation or reduction of molecular oxygen
Source: RefSeq, a predicted model, not a curated record